GUCGGUAGAAACACAGGUUGAUUCCAAAGAAAAAGGCUGAACUCAAACGCAAUCAAACAGUGAUUUCAUUGUUUGUUUUUUUUACUGAGCCGGUUAUUUUUUUCUCAUAAAUUUAUAAUUCGACUCUGCUGUAAACGAUUUUUUAACGAAAUGGCAAGAGGAGAGGGCGCGGAGCAAUUUUCCAAUGCGAGUCUCCUGGAGAAACCCAGCCUAGAUGGAGUCAAAUCAGCAGCAAAGCGUGAGGUGAAGGGCCAGUUGUCGGUCUGCAAUAAGAUGUGUUAUGCUGUUGGAGGAGCACCAUAUCAAAUAACAGGAUGUGCAAUUGGCUUCUUCCUUCAGAUCUACCUGCUGGACGUUGCUUUGUUGGAUCCAUUUUAUGCCUCCAUCAUCCUAUUUGUGGGUCGGGCAUGGGAUGCGAUCACAGACCCCACAGUGGGCUUUUUGGUCAGCCGGAGCCCCUGGACCAGAUUUGGACGAAUGAUGCCUUGGAUUGUACUUUCUACCCCAUUUGCUGUGCUGUGUUAUUUCCUCAUCUGGUAUGUUCCUGCUUUUGGCCAAAACAAUGUGGUCUGGUACUUGAUCUUUUACUGUGCCUUCCAGACGUUACAAACAUGCUUCCAUGUACCAUACUCUUCACUUACCAUGGUCAUCAGCUCUGAACAGAAGGAGAGAGAUUCAGCCACAGCUUACCGAAUGACUGUUGAGGUUUUGGGCACUCUCAUUGGCACUGCUGUUCAAGGUCAGAUUGUGGGAAUGGCUAAUGCUCCCUGUAUCCACACUGUGGAGGACCUCAACUCCACAAAUCUACAGGUGGCUCCUGAGGUCAACAUCACUGAGACUCAUACUUCACUUGUGCAUCUGAGAAAUGCUUAUAUGAUUUCAUCUGGUGUCAUCUGCUCCAUUUAUGUCCUCUGUGCCUUGGUCCUCUUCCUUGGUGUGAAGGAACAAAAAGAGACCUGCAGGAUAAGGUCUGAGCCCAUGUCGUUUUUCCAGGGCAUUCGUAUGGUAAUGGGACAUGGUCCAUAUGCCAAGCUGGUCAUGGGCUUCCUCUUCACCUCUAUGGCUUUCAUGCUCCUGGAGGGAAACUUUGCAAUGUUCUGCUGCCACACUCUGGGUUUCAGGAAAGACUUUCAAAACAUCCUGCUCGUCAUUAUGCUCUCUGCUACACUCUCUAUUCCAUUCUGGCAAUGGUUCCUCACAAAGUUUGGCAAGAAGACAGCAGUGUACAUUGGAACAACAUCUGUGGUGCCUUUCUUGGUCUCAGUCGUCUUGGUGCCAAGCAGUCUUAUUGUGACCUAUAUUGUGUCCUUUGCUGCUGGAGUCAGUGUUGCAGCCGCAUUCCUCUUGCCCUGGUCCAUGCUUCCUGACGUGGUGGAUGAUUUUAAAGUACUCAAUCCUGAUUCUCAAGGGCAUGAAGCUAUCUUUUACUCCUUCUAUGUGUUCUUCACUAAGUUUGCAUCUGGAGUCUCCUUGGGAGUCUCAACACUUAGCCUUGAUUUUGCUGGCUAUGUGACGCAAGGUUGCACGCAACCAGCAAAGGUUGAUUUAACUCUGAAGAUCCUGGUGUCUGCGGCUCCAGUUGUCCUAAUCAUUAUUGGGCUGCUAAUAUUCAUCAGCUAUCCCAUAAAUGAGGAAAAGAGACAAGGCAACCGCAAGCUACUAAAUGAACAACGAGAAAACGAGAUUGACUCAGAAACGGACUCAACUAAGCUCAAUGAGGUUUAAUAGCACCAGACGCUAGACAAAACAUCGUCCCACUUGCAUUGGACCAACAGAGGCAAAACAAACAACAAAUGCUGUGAACCAACCAUGUAUGCUGCCUUGUGGUUGAAAAAUUCCACUAGUCACCUGAAACGUAGCCGGGGAAAGCUCAAGUUCAAAGUGCAAUGUCAUUUCCAGUCGUAAGUGCUAAUGGACAAUAUGCAUAUAUCCCUCUGAUUGGCACAAAACUGCACGGUGACCGUAACAUCGUGUUUGAGUUGCCAGUGUUUGUGCUGUCUGCUGGAAUGCUUUUAUUAAAAGCACACAUCUAAACUGCACUAAGUAUAUGUGAGGUGGGACAUGUCUGCCAUGAGAAGAAACUUGAAAAUUGUUUUGGUGUUGAAACCAAAAUGCUUUUUAGUCAUUGCAUGAAAGUUACACUUUGAAAGGAAUGUCUGUGAAACUAUACACCAUGUACGUAAGAUUUGUAUCUAAUUUAAUAUUUAUAUUUUUGUGGAUCUAACUGAAUAACUCGAGCAAACUGAAACAAUGACAUUUGAUUAUUAUGCCAAACAUUAGUACUGCUCACAGAAAAGUUUAUUUUAUUAUUUUCUAUUGCUUUCCUUUGUGCACCCGUUUCAUUACAUUUCAAAAGCAGAUUUUCUCUCCUUUUGUGUUUAUACUUUCAGACUUUUUCCGAUUACAUCUUAUGGGCCUAAAGAGUUUUUGAAUGACACACUGAGGGAUGAACUAACACAUUUGAUUCCCCCCAUGUCUUCAAAUGAUAUGCUUCAGAUAGGUAGCUAAAGUCUGACAAAUCUACUCUGUAGCAAUUAUCUAAUGUACUGGUAGGAGGUAAAACUUGGGAGACUGUAGACAGUAUGUAGACUACCAGGACGCCAUAAGACCUAUUGAGUGUUCCAGGGAUAAACUGUAUGAGCAAUUGCUUCUGAUGUGAGAUGAACAAGAUUAUUUAAGUAUUUAUUUCUUAAGUUUUAAAUCUUAUGUUGAUUUGAUUAUGCCUUGUUCUCCCAUCUUUCUUAUUUCUUGUUUCUUGUAUUCUCGUUUAAGUUUCUUGGUCAAAUAAAAUAAGGGCAAUUAUAAUAGAUUUGUUGUCACUAUUGAAAUAUUACUUCUAGUAUGCCAAUAAUUCCUUUGGGAAAAACAUUCAAUGUGUUUACAAGUGACACUGCUAUUAGUUUGGGUGUUAAAUAUUAUCUGGUCUGUUUUGUUUGGUGUCAGUGUCCUUUUGAAUGUCCAUAUUUGUCUCAAAAUUGCUUAUGCAAGACAUUUGUUUAUUGUAUAGAAAUGUUUGUAAUGUCAGUUCCCAGCCUGCCACAUACUGUAUGUGUCAAAGAUUUGAAAAAGUGUUUCCUUGCCAUGUGUAUGUGCUGUGAUCUAUAUGUACAUAUACUGAAAGUACAGAUUUUGCAUUUUCUCUCUGGGAAAAUGGUGGCAUUUGUAAAUAUUCAUUUGUAUAAGGUGUCUCAUCAGUGCAUAUUUGAAUGCUUUGUAUAGAAGUUAAUACCAUUUUCUUACUGGUGGAAAUUUUGAAUGAGCAUUUAACACUGGUUUAGGGUGAUUUAUUGAGAUUUCCUUAUUCCGAUACCACAAAAUACAGUUAUUGUAUAUAAUAUAUGUUCCAAUGUUUGUAAAUAUAUUUGAUAUUUUUGAUCCCGAAUGUGGAUGUGUGUUAAAUAGUUAUUUAAAAAACAAUGUU
Xyrauchen texanus (razorback sucker) is the source of this 3421-nucleotide messenger RNA. Its product is annotated as sodium-dependent lysophosphatidylcholine symporter 1-B-like. Gene Ontology annotation, molecular function: lysophospholipid:sodium symporter activity. Lineage: Eukaryota; Metazoa; Chordata; Actinopteri; Cypriniformes; Catostomidae. The record is from RefSeq and is a predicted model, not a curated record. Bases 151 to 1725 code for a protein of 524 amino acids. Gene Ontology annotation, biological process: carbohydrate transport. Gene Ontology annotation, cellular component: membrane. The transcript has 14 exons.